Messenger RNA from Meriones unguiculatus (Mongolian gerbil), 8512 nucleotides. RefSeq names its product bridge-like lipid transfer protein family member 3A (gene Bltp3a). The transcript has 21 exons. The record is from RefSeq and is a predicted model, not a curated record. The coding region runs from base 302 to 4615 and encodes 1437 amino acids. Gene Ontology annotation, molecular function: histone deacetylase binding. Lineage: Eukaryota; Metazoa; Chordata; Mammalia; Rodentia; Muridae.
GCCGCCGGCGCGCGCGUCCCCGCCCCUCGCCGCGCGCUGUCGCCUCGGGGGAGCCGGGAGGGCGGCGCGCGGUCGCGGUUCUCCUCCGCGGGAGGCUGCGGCGCCGCGCGGACGGGCGGCGCGGGGGGAACGCGGCGGAACUCCGGGCGCUGCGGCAGGGGCGACCGGACGCCAUGGCGGCCGCCGCGGCUACGGCGGUCGGCGCCCGCGCCGCGGCGAGGUGAGGGGCCGCCUCCCUUCCCCAGCCGAGGAGGCCACGGCCGGCUGCCCGCCUGCCGUCCACGCGGGCCGCGGCUGCGGCAUGGCCGGCAUCAUUAAGAAGCAGAUCUUGAAGCACCUGUCCCGGUUCACUAAGAAUCUUUCCCCAGACAAGAUCAACUUGAGCACUCUGAAAGGGGAGGGGCAGCUGACCAACCUGGAGCUGGAUGAAGAGGUGCUGCAGAAUGUUCUGGAGCUGCCCACCUGGCUAGCCAUCACCAGGGUCUACUGCAACAGGGCCUCCAUCCGGAUCCAGUGGACCAAGUUGAAGACACAUCCCAUCUGCUUGUGUCUGGAUAAGGUGGAGGUGGAGAUGAAGACUUGUGAGACCCCACGGCCCCCCAAUGGGCAGUCUCCCAUUGCCCUUGCUUCAGGACAGAGUGAGUAUGGCUUUGCCGAGAAGGUGGUGGAGGGGAUGUUCAUCAUUGUCAACUCCAUCACCAUCAAGAUCCACUCCAAGGCCUUCCAUGCCUCGUUUGAACUGUGGCAGCUCCAGGGUUACAGUGUCAACCCCAGCUGGCAGCAGAGUGACCUGCGUCUGACCCGCAUCACUGACCCCCGCCGAGGAGAGGUUUUAACAUUUAAGGAAAUAACUUGGCAGACACUUCGAAUUGAGGCAGAUGCCACAGAUAAUGGUGAUCAGGACCCAGUUACCACCCCGCUAAGGCUCAUUACCAACCAAGGCCGAAUCCAAAUAGCCCUCAAGAGAAGAACCAAAGAUUGCAAUGUGGUUGCCUCCAAGUUGACGCUCCUGCUGGAUGACCUGCUCUGGGUGCUGACUGACUCCCAGCUCAAGGCGAUGAUGAAGUAUGCCGAGUCGCUGAGUGAGGCCAUGGAGAAGUCAGCCCAGCAGAGAAAGAGCAUGGCUCCCGAGCCUGUGCAGAUCACUCCACCUGCUCCCAGUCCCAGUGCCCAGCAGACCUGGGCUCAGGCAUUUGGUGGCAGCCAGGGCAACAGCAACAGCAGCAGUAGUCGCCUGAGCCAGUAUUUUGAGAAAUUUGAUGUGAAAGAGUCUUCCUACCAUCUCCUCAUCUCCCGCCUGGACCUGCAUGUUUGUGAUGACAGCCAGUCCCGAGAGCCAGGCGUCUCUGCAAACAGACUUACGGGCGGCGCCAUGCAGCUGACCUUCCGCCAGAUGGCGUUCGACUACUACCCCUUCCACCGGGCAGGUGACAGCUGUAAGCACUGGGUGCGGCACUGUGAGGCCAUGGAGACCCGAGGCCACUGGGCCCAGGAACUGGUGACGGAGUUUCAGAGUAAGAUGCAGAAGUGGCUUGAGGAGACCAGUGUGAAACCACCGUGGAACCUGGGGGUAGAGGCUCCCUUCCGGAAGAAAGCAGACUCUUUCUCUGGUCCUGGAAAGAGCCCUCUUGACAGAAGCCCUGGCCUGGGCCGGCAGGCUGCCUUGGGGCCUCCAGCAUGGAAUCGCUUGCGCGCUAGCUGCCUGGUUGUGCGAGUAGAUGACCUGGACAUCCACCAGGUCUCCACAGCUGGACAGCCGAGUAAGAAACCAUCCACUCUGCUCUCCUGCAGCCGCAAACGCCACCACCUCCCGCCUCAGGUAGCUGCUGUCCAUGUACAGUUCACUGAGUAUUACUUCCCGGAUAAUCAGGAGCUUCCAGUUCCCUGCCCCAACCUCUACGUCCAGUUAAAUGGCCUGGCAUUUACUGUGGAUCCUGUCAGCUUGCUUUGGGGAAACCUCUUUUGUCUAGAUUUAUACCGCAGCUUGGAGCAGUUCAAAGCCAUCUAUAAGCUGGAAGAUUCAAGGCAGAAAGAUGAGCACUUGGACAUUCGACUGGAUGCAUUCUCGUUGAAGGUGAGCUUCCCGCUGGAGAGGAGAGAGCAGGCGAAGCUGCAUCGACCCCAGGCACUUGUCUUCUCUACGUCAGGCGUGAUUGCCACCAACACUCGGCACGCCCCACACUGCACCUGUCCUGACCUCCAGAGUCUCUUCCAGGGUUUUGCUGCUGCCGAGUUCUUCCGCUCUAGUUAUGGUCACUUUCCCAAGGCUCCGGGGGGCUUCAGCCUUCUGCACAUGCUCUUCCUGCAUCAUGCUUUCCAGAUGGAUUCCCACCCAGCUCAGCCUAGCCUUGUCCCUCCUCAGAGGCCUGUAGCAUCCCAGGAUCUUUGGUCCUUGCACUUCACUCAGGUCUGCUUGGACUUUGAAGGCACAGAAAACUUCAAAGGCCAUACUCUGAACUUUGUGGCCCCCUUUCCCUUGUCCAUUUGGGCCUGCCUUCCUCUCCGCUGGCAGCAAGCCCAGGCACGGCGGCUCCUUUUGGCCUCAGAGGGGAGGCUGAAACCGUCAGCCAGUUUUGGUAGUCCUGUGCGCUCUGAAGCUCUUGCCCCCGAGUCUGUGUCCCAUCAGAGGUCAAAGACUGAACGAGAUUUGAAAAGCCUCUCGGGGUCUGCAGCUGUCCCAGCGUUCCCGGGAGAGGGUGAUGCCGCCUCGGAGCACAGAGGGCACGUGGCAGAGCUGGGGGACGUGGCCGAUGUCCAUGUGCUCGUGCACUCUCCUGCCCACGUCAGAGUCAGGCUGGACCACUACCAGUACUUGGCUCUGCUCCGCCUCAAGGAGGUGCUUCAGGGGCUUCAGGAGCAGCUGACCCAGGACACGGAGGCCAUGACCGGCUCUCCCCUGCAGGACCAGACAGCUUGCAUUGGUGUCCUCUUCCCUAGUGCUGAGGUGGCUCUCCUCAUGCAUCCUGCCCCUGGGACUGCUGGUGCUGACUCUGCAGGCUCAGAUACCACCAGCCUCAUAGACUCAGAGCUCUCUCCGUCAGAGGACCGGGAACUGAAGUCAGAUGCCUCCUCAGACCAGGGCCCAGGAAGCCCUCAGAAGGCCCUGAAGGACAGCAGUGUUGGGAACCUCGGCGCAUCCCAGGAAAGGCUGCAUAGUGAUGGAGAGCUACAGGACUUUGGUUCAUUUGCACAGCAGCCAGCAGGGAAGAACCAUGAGGCAGUCGAGUCUCUGCAGGCCAAGAAGUUGAACAGAGCUCAGACCGCCAGCUCACCAGCUGCCUUGACGUCCCCAGCUGAUAGGGAUGCUGCUCUGAAUGGACAAGGCGAGCCCAUACCUUUGAGGAACAUUGAAGGGGAAUUGUCCAGUGCUAUUCACCUGACCAAGGAUGCCACAAAAGAGGCUCUUCAUGCUACCAUGGACCUCACCAAGGAAGCUGUGUCCCUGACUAGGGAUGCCUUCAGUUUGGGUAGAGAUCGGAUGACCUCCACCAUGCACAAGAUGCUGUCUCUGCCUCCUGCCAAGGAAGCCAUGGUGAAGCCUGAUGAGGGACCCCCCGUGACUGGAGCUGCUGCCCGGCUCCGGUUUUUCUCCAUGAAGAGGACAGUCUCUCAGCAGUCAUUUGAUGGUGUCUCGGUGGACAGCACUGGCCCUGAGGACCGGAUUUCGGUGGACAGUGAUGGCAGUGACAGCUUUGUGAUGCUCUUGGAGGCUGAGUCUGGUCCAGAGUCUGUUCCACCAGGAUCUGGGACAAGUGUCUUGGAUGACAGUGGUGUUCAAGGGAGCCCUGUUACGGAUAGUUGUGGCCAGGGGUUGCCAGAGACCAACAGCUCAGUGUCAGCCAGCGGUGACCUCGUCCUUCACUCGGUGUCAGUUUUGGUCCUGAAAGUGAAUGAAGUAUCAUUUGGGAUUGAGGUUCGUGGUGAGGACCUGACAGUAGCCUUGCAAGCAGAGGAACUGGCCGUGCAGCAGCUGGGCACCGUGGGACUCUGGCAGUUUCUUCAUGGACAGUGCCCAGGCACAAGUUCUCAGGAACCCUCAAAUCUGAAGACUGGCCACACCAGGCCCGCUGUGGGGCUGCGCUUUGAGGUGGGGCCUGGUGCAGCUGUUCAUUCCCCACUGGCCAUACAGAACGGCUUCCUGCGGUUCUUAUUGCGGGGCUGUGACCUGGAGCUGCUCACAUCAGUGCUGAACAGUCUGGGGCCUUUCUUGGAGGACGAGGAAGUCCCAGUGGUAGUCCCCAUGCAGAUUGAGCUCCUGCACUCCAGUAUUACUCUCAAGGAUGAUAUCCCUCCUAUCUACCCAACAUCCCCUGGCCCUGUCCCCAUCACUUUGGUAAUGGAACAUCUUGUGCUGAAGCGGAGUGACGAUGGUGUAUUUCACCUUGGCGCUCCUGCUCAGGACAGACCAUUGGCUGAAGUACCUGAGAAGCAGCAGCUCCCAACAGAACAGGUGCUCCCGGUGCCCACAGGACAGGGUGUGGUAGGCCAGGGGAGAGAAUUGCCCACCAUACAGCAAGAGCUUAUGGACACCAAACAAGCACUGGCCAUUGCCAACCAGGACAAAGAAAAACUUCUCCAGGAGAUUAGGAAAUACAACCCUCUCUUUGAGCUUUGACAGCAGCUCAGCUGUCUGUGCCAAGGAGGUAUCACCAGCAAUAGCGCCACCGAGGACAGAGGUGCCGCAGAGCCUGCGGGGCAGGGAGUGCACAGUUCACUCCCUCACGUGCUUCCUGAUGGCUGCUAGCCUGGGUGGAGGGCUGGGCAGAGCAUGGCUACAUCCAGGAACUGGGAUAGCUCUGUACCUGGCUGCCCAUGCCUUGCCAUUAUGUAGCCUUGUAGCCUUCUGCAGACUAGAGAAAUCUUCUCAACACUGUAGAACAGUUCUCUUCGUUUCAUGGCUGUGGGGUUUGCUUCCUUCAUGGCCUGCGUGAACAAGUGUCUGACUGAGUCAGAACACAGCCACCCAGCGCUUCCUGUGGCACAACUGUAAAGUCCUUGGCCUGAGUUUUGGCAUAGAUCAGGAAAGAGCCCAGCCUCAGGGUUGGGGCAGAGGAGGCCUGUGAUCAGGGAGACACGGACUCACCUCUUGGAAUGGGAGCUAGGCUCCCGGCACCCUGGCUGAUACUCUGGGGUCACACUUUCCUGAUGAGUUCUCCAUUGUGAUGCUGUGACUGUGACUUGGCCGGAUCAUUCUUUCCUGAAUAACAGUUGGUUUGUGAUUUAAACCAAGAAAGAUAGUGCUCAGCUGCAGGCGCGGAGGGUAGAGAGUUUUGUCUGUUUGCACGGCUGUACCUGGCAGGCCGCUUCCCUUCUCUUCUGGAGUUCCUGCUCACCUGCUUUCCCGGCACUGCGACUUUUGCCUGUGCUGACAUCAGCACUUAGUGGUUUGGGAGCUAACUGCUACAUGACGUAGUCUUACGAUUAGCUUAGUCGUAAACACCGCAGUAUGCUGCCGUACUCCCUCGAUGGCUUUUUAAAAUCAUGUGCUUCAACUUAGUAAAAACAAGACCAGAGCCCUUCAGUCUAUCUAGGUUCCCUUCUGGCCCUAAAAAUGUUUCCCCUUUCCUUCGAUUGUCCACACUUGGCUCCGUGGUGUGCUCCAAGUGCUGCCCAGAAAUGUUCCUAACUCACUUGACUUGGCAAGAUGGUCCAUCAUUGUGAACUGGUUCCGCCACUGAUUGCACAUGGCGAGGGGCAAAGCACUAUGCCAUGUGUUUUAAGGGUAAAAAGAAAAAAAGGAACACAUUUGUGAAAGAAAUGAGGUUGCAUUGUUCAGACUUGCAGGACCCAGUCAUGUUCUUCACGAAGGCAAAUUUCAGGACACCACCAGUUCUUGUAAGAUUGUGGUUUGUUGCACUGAGGAGAUCUGUUACAGACGAGAAUAACAUCUCCUGGAGACAGUGUUGACAGGUGAAGUUCCCUUAUUUCAGAUUUUUAUAAAUGAUCUACAACUGGAAAUGAGGUCAGAUGGUACAGCCUCUAGACCAGAAGAGAGACACAGCCACGAAGCUGCAAUGAGCAGGGCUGUGACUCUACAGUGUGACAGUGAGGUUCAUCACGGGGAGGGGCUGGGCUCACCCCCAGCAUCACAAACACCGCGACAAAAAUAAAGAUUAUGCACAUUUGAACUAAUAAUACUAACACAUACUCAGGAAAGAACGACGAGCCUUGCAGAGGGAGGAGGAAGUGGAGUGCUGUGGCCUAGAGCCUGACGGCGCUCUCAGCAUCAUUAGGACGUCACUUUGGACAAUAGCAGUGUCUCGUGCAGGACCAUGGGACUGACUUCACGCAGCCACUGGGCACUUCUGUUGUCUUUAUUUACCUAGGAGAUGGAGAAGGCAACGAGGGUUCAGAGAGUAGGGAGAGUGAUCAAGGGUGUGCAUUGAAAAUGACUGUUCUGCAAUGAGGAAAGCUGAGGGGAGCAGCUGACUACACAUUCAGUCAGGAGUGGCACCCGGUCUUGAAACAUUAGCGCCACAGCUCCGUCACUGCCUCAGGGAAAAAGGAAGCACUUUUAGCAAAGUCAGAAACUUGAGCUUGUUGGAGGAGUGACACCUGUGUUUCUAACGAAUCUUGGAGAAGGGAGGGCCAGUAACGAGAAAAUAGAAUUAUUCAGCUUCAGGAUCACUUGAGUUGGUUUAAAAUCACAUCCCUUUUGCUCACCACAUCCCUUUGGUACCCAUGCCCUGCCUGCCCCGUCCCCCUUGCCUCAUGAAAAGAUGCCUAAAAAAUUCUUGGUGUGCUUUCAUUUUGUGUCAAGGUUAAUGCCUUACUGGCCAGAAUGUCAGGUUUCAGCUGAGGUUGUCUGGGAUUCUUGUCCAUGUGCAAAUGGAGUUGUCUCCAUUUUGGCUUCUUUUAUGUCGUGGUGGCUUUGGCCUUUUGUGUCUUGAAGUCAUCCCUCAGGAAAUACGGUAAGAUUAUUACUCCAUGGGACUUUGGUAAUGACAUCUUUUGUAAUUCCAUUCCCCUACUCAUUGGGGAUGAAUAGGAGACUUUGCCAUAAUGAAACUGGCUGUGAGAAUCUUCAGGGUUAGGCUAAGAGAAAAUAGAAUGAAGAGCAGGGCAGCACUUUUGGAGUUUUGCUGUGAAGUUGCAACAUGAAAUAAUACCUCAAGGGACUUGUGGAGGGCGCACAACCCUGCCCCUCAGAGGCCUCAGGCGCUGCACUUGGCCCUCUCUGCUGUGAAGCACUUACUGUAGCUUCAUCUGAUUGUCCAGUUCCUGUUUACAUGCAUGUGCUGGGGAUUUGCGCUGGUGUGUGUAGACUAGAGUGAGCCCUAACUGCAGAGAUGGCUGUCAAUCUCCAACUGGCUUUCAGUUUUCUGGAGGAUUAACUGAGUCUGAUGGAAAGCCAACAUGGGUGCGCUUGCCUCCAAGAGCUGUUUAAACUGUUUUACUUCCUCUGACCUUAUUGUGCCAUGGGACAAUCUUUACAAUUCUGUGCUCUGAGAGAAUGUACCUGUGACAUAGAAAGGGUUGGUACCACAUCCCACAGACCCUGUAAUUCAAAUGUCUGCUGAUACUUCAUGUUAGUUUCUCCUUCGGGGAUCAAGAGAUUGAGCAUGCAAAGAUUGUGAGUUCUGGGCGGAAACUUUCUAUUUCAGACCCCUUUCUUUGAUCUUCAAGCCUAAAUUUCUGACAUCAGUGAUGGCAGGCCACAAAACUGAAAACUGUUUAUUACCCCAAGCUAGCAGAAUAACAUCUGGUGAAGAUUGACAGCUGUGGCUUAGUCACUCCCGGAGAUGCAGAGGCAAUGCAUAAUCCUAGGUGACUAGGGCAUUGCUCAGGACCACCACAUCUACCAGGGCAUUCUGUUUUUCCAGGGUGGGUAUGAGAGUGGCUGUUAGUGGAGGCAUUUUGUCCCCAUGGCACAGGGAAAUACGCUGUAGCUAACUUUUAACAGUGAGGCCUUGCUAAGUGGCUAGACUUGGGAUUUGAGCUUCCUGUCUGCUGUUAUGUCCCUGCCUCAUCUUGUAUCCUAUAUCAAAAUAGGUGUAGCUCCUGUGUUGAGAAUUUCCUAUUAGCAGGGAAAAAGAUGUUUUUGUCAGUUUACUAGGUUUUGAUCAAAAUUUGCUUGAGUCUUACGACGUUCUUUGUGGAACGCUCCGCUGAAGUGUCUUCUGCCUUGGCAAAGCCAGUGAGCUUUAACACAAGCUACCAAAAGUCACAGCCGUCCAGUUCCGUGCGUCUGAGCUGUUUCCCUAACUCAGGGUGCUAAAAACAAGAGCCUUGCUCAGGAAAGCUUCAGCAGAGAACAGUUCCCAGCCUUCUUCCUGUGAUGCUCAGCAGUGCACAGGAAACAGGCCAGUGGAUUGCCAACUCUGUCAGGCAGCCUUACCACUGCUAAUCACUGUCAAAAUCACCCCAUUCUCCGAGAGAAACGCAGUGAGAAUGUAUAACGAACUGGAAUCCUGGUCAGUAUUGGGAAAAUUUAAGUUACAAUAUCUAAUCAAACCCUGAGUGUACUGGUUCUGUGAACCACCUGAAAAGCAAAUUAAACAACAUUAUUGAA